This is a messenger RNA of Penicillium coprophilum, 4437 nucleotides long. RefSeq names its product ATP-grasp fold subdomain 2. Gene Ontology annotation, cellular component: mitochondrion. Gene Ontology annotation, biological process: carnitine metabolic process. Bases 1 to 4437 code for a protein of 1478 amino acids. The record is from RefSeq and is a predicted model, not a curated record. NCBI's taxonomy places the organism in Eukaryota, Fungi, Ascomycota, Eurotiomycetes, Eurotiales, Aspergillaceae. Gene Ontology annotation, molecular function: carnitine O-acetyltransferase activity. The transcript has 13 exons.
AUGUCUUACUCCUCCUUGGCAGUCAAAUACUUCACAGCCCCCAAACCACUCGGUGAUUCCAUGGAUGCCGACACAAACAAAAAGUCUGGGUCUGAGCCCCAAGGUCACACGGUUGUGAGACCAAAUCUACCGGCCGAAUCCUCCUCCUCGGAGGUUGCUGAACUUCACAAGCCCAAGAGUCAGGGCUUGACUUUCGCAAACCAGGAUUCACUGCCUAAACUUCCCAUCCCAGAUUUGGAGGAUACGUGUCGCAGGUACUUAGAUAGUCUGCAGGGCUUGCAAAGUCCACGUGAGCAUGAAGAGACCAAGUCUGCUGUUCGCGACUUUCUAAAGAAUGAUGGCCCUGUUCUGCAAGAGCGACUCAAGACCUAUGCUGGUUCAAAGACGAGCUAUAUUGAGCAAUUUUGGUAUGAUUCUUAUUUGAAUUUCGAUAAUCCUGUUGUUUUGAACCUCAAUCCAUUUUUCCUUUUGGAAGACGACCCAACUCCAGCCAGGAAUCACCAGGUCACUCGAGCUGCGUCACUGGUGGUUUCAGCAUUGGCAUUUGUUCGAGCUGUGCGUCGAGAGGAGUUGCCUCCUGAUAGCGUGCGAGGAACACCUCUUUGCAUGUAUCAGUACUCGCGACUUUUUGGAACGGCACGUGUGCCUACCGAUAAUGGCUGUGUCAUUAGCCAGGACCCCUCGGCUAAACACAUGGUUGUUAUGUGUCGAGGGCAGUUUUACUGGUUUGACGUCUUGGAUGACAAUAGCGAUUUGAUCAUGAGUGAGAAGGAUAUCUCGCUUAACUUGCAGGUGAUCAUUGAGGAUGCGGCUCAAACCCCGCUUCAUGAGGCUGCCAAGGGUGCUUUGGGUGUGCUCAGCACGGAGAACCGGAAGGUUUGGUCGGGGCUACGCGAUAUCAUGACGAAAGAUUCCAGAUCUAACAACGCGGAGUGCUUGAACAUUGUCGAUACCGCGCUUUAUGUCUUAUGUUUAGACGACACAGAGCCAUCCACCACGGCUGAUCUUUGUGCUAACAUGCUUUGUGGCACAAGCGAAGUCAUCAAGGGUGUCCAGGUUGGAACCUGCACCAACCGAUGGUACGACAAACUGCAAAUCAUUGUUUGCAAGAACGGCAGUGCAGGUAUCAACUUCGAGCAUACUGGUGUCGAUGGCCACACGGUGCUACGAUUUGCCAGCGACCUCUACACCGAUACUAUACUCCGUUUCGCAAAGACCAUCAAUGGCCAAUCCCCAAGCCUAUGGGCCACCAGCAGCCCCGAUCCAGCAAAGCGUGACCCGCACAGUUUCGGAAACGUUAGCACGACACCGCGUAAACUAGAAUGGGAUAUGACACCGGAGCUUAACAUCGCACUCCGCUUCGCUGAAUCUCACCUCUCCGAUCUGCUCUACCAACACGAAUUCCAAGUCUUGGACUUCGAAGGCUUCGGCAAGAACUUCAUAACCUCAAUGGGCUUCUCUCCGGAUGCAUUCAUCCAGAUGGCCUUCCAGGCCGCCUACUACGGCCUCUACGGCCGACUCGAGAACACCUACGAACCAGCCAUGACAAAGAUGUUCCUGCACGGACGCACGGAAGCCGUGCGCACCGUAACACCCGAAUGCAUAGACUUUGUCACAGCAUUCUGGGGCGAGAACGCCGCCGAACAAAAGGUCGACGCCCUCCGCACCGCAUGCCAAAAACACACCGCCGCCACAAAGGAAUGCUCAAAGGGCCAAGGCCCAGACCGCCACCUCUACGCCCUCUACUGCCUCUGGCAACGCUCCUUCGACGAGGGUCUCUUCCCAGACUCCAGCUCAACAGGCGGGUACUCCAGUCCUGGCGAAACGCAAUCCCAAACCCAAAGCCAGGGUCCCGAAUCACCGAAAACUUCCUACUCCUCCCCCUCAGAAGACAGUCUCCCCUCGGGAAGUAGCGCGCGCGCCUAUCGCACAACGGCGCCCACGCCCGCGAUUUUCGCCGACGCAGGCUGGGACAAGAUUAACAACACCGUGCUGUCGACUUCAAAUUGCGGAAAUCCGUGUCUACGACACUUUGGCUUUGGCCCCACAUCCGCCGACGGCUUCGGUAUCGGAUACAUUAUCAAGGAUGACUCGCUUUCGAUUUGCGCAAGUUCCAAGCACAGACAGACGUCGCGACUUAUGCACACGCUUGAGUCGUAUCUGUUUGAGAUUCGGAAGUUGUUGCGCGCAACGAAUCGCAAGCCGAGUCCGCGCACCAGUCGUGCGAGAGAGACGGAGGCGCUUGCCGAGAGUGCGCAGUCCGAGUUGCAUCGGCGUGGGAGGAUUGUUAGAGGUGGGGGUGCACAGGGUAUUGAUACGCCUACUUCGGCUGCUGAUAGUAGUUAUUUGGAGGAUGAUGGAAUGGGCGGAUAUGGCUUCUUUGAUGCUGGUAUGCUACUUCAUGCGCUCAAGGGCCUCAGUGUGGACCGGGAACAACGUGGAGAGAAGCCUGCUCGGCGGAGGCGCUUCACAACUACCCCCCGCACCGCCAGUUAUGCGGACACUCUGCCAAACCUCAAGAUUGGCGCCCACACGAGAGUAUUAUUCCAGGGAUUUACAGGGAGACAAGCAACUGCCAAUGUCAAGGAAUCUCUUGAAUGGGGCACUAAGAUCGUGGGAGGUGUCAAGCCCGGCGUUGAAGGCGAGCAUUUAGGUCUACCAGUCUUUCCAUCUGUCAAAGCGGCUCAAGAACGGGCGAAACCUGAUGCAUCUGCAAUCUAUGUUCCGGGUAAUCAGACAGCCAAAGCUAUCGAAGAGGCUAUUGAAGCGGAAAUUCCGCUCGUCGUGGCUGUGGCAGAGCAUGUGCCUAUCCACGACAUCCUUCGGAUCCACUCCAUGCUUCAAACCCAAUCCAAGACCCGUCUGGUAGGUGCAAACUGCCCGGGCAUUAUAUCUGCCAUCGGCAAAUGUCGAAUCGGCUUCCAGCCAUUGCCCUGCUUCGCGCCGGGCAAUGUCGGUAUCGUGGCUAAAUCGGGGACAUUGAGCUAUGAAACUGUCGCGUCGACGACACGGGCUGGACUUGGUCAGAGUCUUUGUAUCAGUAUGGGCGGGGACGUAUUGGCAGGCACGAAUUUUGUCGAUGCCCUCACACUCUUUGAGAAUGAUCCUGAUACGAGGGGAAUUAUCUUAGUUGGUGAGAUUGGGGGUACGGCGGAGAUGGAUGCUGCUGAGUGGAUUAAGGACUAUCGACGGAGGACUGUUGAUCCAAAACCCAUUAUGGCCCUUGUUGGCGGGCUAGAAGCACCCCCUGGACGAAUCAUGGGACAUGCUGGUGCUUGGGCUGCGCCGGGGGAACCAGAUGCCGAAACUAAGUAUCAAGCUCUUGAACGUGCUGGCGCGGUCAUGGUCAACCACCCCGAGAAGUUUGGCGAAGGAAUGAAGACUUUGUUCGCGAAUCAAUCUGCUCGUCCGGGUAUAAGUUCAAUGCCCAGGGCUAGCUCACACAAGCGUGGCUUUCAUACUAUGAGGCGAGUUACGCCAAUUCCAAACCCGACAGGUAAACUCAGGCGUAACCUGUACAUUAAGCAGUUCCAGGCAUUUGAUAUCCUCAAGCAGAAGUCUGUCCCAGUCAAUGACUCGGCUUCCGGCCUCGAAAGUUCUGUUUCUAUUUCCAUUGCAGUCGACCGAACAGCGUUGUCACCAUGCAUCAUCGCCUCGCCAACUUCCGACUUUGAUUCAGCUCAGUCGCGAAAGUUCCCAUUUCCUUACACUCAGAACAAGUUGGAAACCUCCACCACCACUGCCGUUGCCUCACACCUGGGUCUCCCAGCGUCUGUUCAUAAGCAGCUCUCAAGCUUUGUACAAACGCUAUGGGAGAUUUACAAAGAAAAAGAGGCAUUUACACUAGAAACAAAGAUUGGCAUCUCUACUGAUGGUGCUUUGGAGGUCCGCGAUGCGCGUUUUGGCUUCGACGAUGCUGCAUUCCGUAGUUCCGGCCGACAGGAAGACAUUCACAGACUUCGAAAUAUAUCCGAAGAGGUCCCGGAAGAGGUUGAAGCCGAAAAAGACGGAAUUGUCUACGUCAAGUUGGAAGGCGAAGGCAGUGUUGGCACACUUGUCAAUGGAGCCGGCCUUGCCAUGAACACGGUCGACGCCCUCACUAUCCACGGCGGCCACUGCGCGAACUUUCUUGACACCGGUGGCAAGGCUACUUCGGAGACGGUCAAGGCGUCGUUUCGUGUGAUUUGCUCUGAUCCGCGCGUCAAAGCUGUCUUUGUUAAUAUUUUUGGCGGACUUACCCGCUGCGAUAUGAUUGCCGAGGGUAUUAUCUUGGCUUUCCGGGAUUUGAAUAUGAAGGUUCCAGUGGUUGUGCGACUGCGAGGUACAAAUGAGGAACUGGGGCAGAAGAUGAUUGCGGAGAGUGGUCUUCCCUUGCAUGCAUUUGAUGGAUUUGAGGAGGCUGCAAAGAAGGUUAUCGCAUUGGCGAAGGGCCAAUAG